Messenger RNA from Kalmanozyma brasiliensis GHG001, 240 nucleotides. RefSeq names its product DASH complex subunit Hsk3 like protein. Gene Ontology annotation, cellular component: DASH complex. Bases 1 to 240 code for a protein of 79 amino acids. Gene Ontology annotation, biological process: attachment of spindle microtubules to kinetochore. NCBI's taxonomy places the organism in Eukaryota, Fungi, Basidiomycota, Ustilaginomycetes, Ustilaginales. The transcript is spliced from 2 exons. The record is from RefSeq and is a predicted model, not a curated record.
AUGAUUCCACAAGUACCAUCAAGUACAACGCCGCUCACCACCAAGGAGAGGCACUAUGCUCAACUCGCCGCCAAGCUAGGCACCCUGGCCAGCUCGUUCGAAACUACCAAGCAGCAUCUCAACCUCGCAGCCGAACAAGCCUUCUACAUGCGCAAGCUCGGUAUCGCGCAAGCAUCCACGUUCAUGGCGGUGCUUCACGAGGUGGACCGAGAGCAAGACGCCGACCCGACGGAAGCAUAG